This is a messenger RNA of Salvia miltiorrhiza (redroot sage), 642 nucleotides long. RefSeq lists its product as uncharacterized. The transcript has a single exon. Gene Ontology annotation, molecular function: DNA binding. The record is from RefSeq and is a predicted model, not a curated record. Bases 88 to 642 code for a protein of 184 amino acids. Lineage: Eukaryota; Viridiplantae; Streptophyta; Magnoliopsida; Lamiales; Lamiaceae.
UCAUCGCCGGAUUCCGACCAAUCCCCGCCGCCGCCGCCGGAUGAGGACGAGAAACUCCUGCGAUCAGCGGAGUCGUGGCUGCUCUGCAUGUGCCAAAACGGCCGCGCAUCGUGGGACUCCGACCCCGAAAGAGUCGCCCGUUUCUUACAGGAGUUCGGAAACGACAAGCUCGGCCUCAACAUUCCGAUCGACGUCGACGAAAUCAAGGGCCGCCUUCUCGUCAUGGACGACGAGAUAAAGAGACAGAGCAAAUCACUCUCCUCCUCCGAUGGCGGCGGCCGGCCGGCGGCGGCGGCGGGGAGGCGGCUGUUCAUAAGGAGGCAGCUGCAGAAGACGGACGUGGACGAGAAGCAGGGGAGGCUGUCGAUGCCGUGCAGCCAGGUGGACGAGGGGGUGCUGACGGCGGAGGAGGCGGCGGGGCUGCGGGCGGGGAUGAAGAUGGCGGCGAAGAUGGUGGACGGAGAAGGGAGGGAGUACGAUGUGAAUGUGAGGUGGACGAGAAUCGGGGUGAAGAGCAGCAACUACGCGAUCAGGAAGCCAUGGAACGAGAUCAAGAAGGAUAAUGGAUUCCGGGAAGGGAUGUUGGUGGAGGUUUGGGGUGUGAGAAGUGAGAGAGGAGACCUCUCUCUUUCCAUCUCAUGA